Yarrowia lipolytica CLIB122 is the source of this 1023-nucleotide messenger RNA. RefSeq names its product mitochondrial 54S ribosomal protein uL29m. The record is from RefSeq and is a predicted model, not a curated record. Gene Ontology annotation, cellular component: mitochondrial large ribosomal subunit; mitochondrial ribosome. Gene Ontology annotation, biological process: mitochondrial translation. Lineage: Eukaryota; Fungi; Ascomycota; Dipodascomycetes; Dipodascales. Gene Ontology annotation, molecular function: structural constituent of ribosome.
AUGAUCCGAUCGCUACACACAUCGGCUGUUCGACAGGGUCGUAAGAAGUGGCCCAAGCCGCUGCCCGGCUCCGUGACCGGCAACGAGUUUGUCAAAAAGCUGGAGCUCAAGGCCCCUAUUGCGCCUGCUCUGGACAAUAUCGAGGUACCCGAUUCGCAUCCUCUGUGGCAGUUUUUUUGCAAGGACAAGAAAAUUGUACGGGAUCAGCGGAGCUUUGACAGCAGCACGCGACCCUGGAGUGUGGCCGAGCUGCGACGAAAGUCGUUUGAGGAUCUCCAUGCUCUGUGGUACGUGUGUCUCAAGGAGCGAAACAUUCUUCUGAAGGAGGAACGAGUCACCACCCGAAUGCACUUUGAGAACCAGAACGGUGGUUACAGAAGCGAGCAUGACCGAGUCGGCGAAACCAUGGUCAACAUUCGACACGUACUGGCCGAGCGAUACAGAGCGUUUGAGGAGGUCCAGCAGGUGCUUCCCGAGGUGCGAGCCCAGGCCAACGCCGAAUUUGACGAAAAGUACGUCACUGCUGACGCCGUCUACGACAGCGAGCUGUCUCUGGAGCUCGAGCGACACCUUGUCGCCUACUACGGCUUCUCCACCGACCCCCGAGCCAACGCUGGCGUGCAGGUGGACGAGAAGAUUAUCGAGGCCGUCAAGUACGGUGCCAAGCUCAAGUACGAGCGAUACAGCGGAGCCACCGACGAGAACGGCAAUCCCAUUGCCAACCACGGCUUUGUGCACCAGCCCAAGCGAGACAUUUUUGAGCAGUACCUCAUGUUCCUGGCUAAUGACACCACCGAGGGAGUCGCCGAGGCCCUCAGCUACAUCAAACAGUACCGAGAGUCCAACCCUCUGCCCGUGGCUCCCUGGAACGCCAUCCGGGUGCUGCAACAUCUUGUGGAGGAGAAGAUGGGCGCCGCCGCCGUGUUUGAGGAGGCUCUGAAGAACAAAAAGUUGGAUCUGUCCGAGCAGGACAUUCUGGAGAACAUUCCUGCCCAGUUCCUUAACAAGCUCCCCAAGGAGUGA